GCCGCCAUUUUGAAUGUCAGGUUUGUUUCUCCCUCCGUCUCAAAGAGAGAAGAAGAUUCCCAUUUCUUACUGGUGUCAUUAAGGCUGAGGAUGCCAGCUCCGAUCAGACUGCGAGAGCUGAUCCGGACCAUCCGGACCGCUCGGACCCAGGCAGAGGAGCGGGAAAUGAUCCAGAAAGAAUGCGCUGCUAUUAGGUCGUCUUUCAGAGAAGAGGACAACACAUACCGCUGUAGAAACGUUGCGAAGCUACUCUAUAUGCACAUGCUGGGGUACCCAGCCCACUUUGGACAGUUGGAGUGCCUGAAAUUGAUUGCAUCUCAGAAGUUCACAGACAAACGGAUAGGGUACCUGGGAGCAAUGUUACUGCUGGAUGAGAGACAGGACGUCCAUCUACUCAUGACAAACUGCAUCAAGAAUGACCUGAACCACAGCACGCAGUAUGUCCAGGGCCUGGCUCUAUGUACCCUGGGCUGCAUGGGAUCCUCAGAGAUGUGCCGCGAUCUGGCCGGGGAGGUGGAGAAGCUUCUCAAAACGUCGAACUCCUACCUGAGGAAAAAGGCAGCUCUGUGUGCCGUUCAUGUGAUCAGGAAGGUGCCGGAGCUGAUGGAGAUGUUCCUCCCAGCGACCAAAAACCUGCUGAGCGAGAAGAACCACGGUGUGCUCCAUACAUCGGUUGUUCUGCUCACAGAGAUGUGUGAACGAAGCCCUGACAUGCUGACGCACUUCCGAAAGAAUGAGAAGCUGGUCCCACAGCUGGUCAGAAUCCUGAAGAACCUCAUCAUGUCUGGGUACUCUCCAGAGCAUGACGUGUCUGGCAUCAGCGACCCGUUCCUGCAGGUGCGGAUAUUGAGGCUACUCAGAAUUCUGGGUAGGAGCGAUGAUGACUCUAGUGAAGCAAUGAAUGACAUCCUUGCACAGGUUGCGACCAACACGGAGACAAGUAAAAACGUUGGAAACGCAAUCCUCUAUGAAACAGUCCUGACUAUCAUGGACAUCAAAUCAGAAAGUGGAUUGAGGGUCUUAGCAAUUAACAUCUUGGGGCGCUUCCUACUAAACAAUGACAAAAACAUUAGAUAUGUGGCAUUGACCUCCUUGCUGAAGACAGUACAGACAGACCACAACGCAGUCCAGAGACAUCGAAGCACCAUCGUAGACUGUUUGAAGGACCUUGACGUGUCCAUCAAAAGACGUGCGAUGGAGCUCAGCUUUGCCUUGGUGAACGGGAACAACAUUCGCGGAAUGAUGAAGGAGCUGCUCUAUUUCCUGGACUCCUGCGACCCAGAAUUCAAAGCAGACUGCGCGUCCGGCGUCUUCCUUGCAGCGGAGAAGUAUGCACCCUCAAAACGAUGGCACAUAGACACCAUUAUGAGGGUCCUAACAACGGCGGGGAGCUAUGUGCGAGAUGACUGUGUUCCCAACCUCAUCCAGCUGAUCACCAACAGCGUGGAGAUGCAUGCGUACACUGUGCAGAGGCUUUACAAGGCGCUGCUGGACGACAUCUCUCAGCAACCUCUGGUGCAGGUGUCCUCUUGGUGCAUCGGGGAGUAUGGAGAUCUGCUGGUGUCAGGGCAGUGUGAGGAGGAGGAGCCUAUCCAGGUAACAGAAGAUGAAGUCCUGGACGUCCUGGAAGGCCUGCUUGUGUCCAACUUGUCCUCUCCCGUGACCCGUGGCUACGCCCUCACCGCUAUCAUGAAGCUGUCCACCCGCUUCAGCAGUGUGAACCGAAUCAAGAAGGUGGUGUCGAUAUACGGCAGCAGCAUAGACGUGGAGCUGCAGCAGCGGGCGGUGGAGUACAAUGCACUUUUCAAGAAAUACGAUCACAUGAGGUCUGCCUUACUGGAACGAAUGCCCAUCAUGGAGAAGACAGCCACUAACGGCCCCACAGAGAUUGUGCAGACCAAUGGAGAGGCGGAGCCUUCGGCCCUGGAGUCGAAAAACCUGCCCAGUGUCACACAGCCCACUAGCCAGGCUAAUGAUCUGUUAGACCUCCUCGGUGGGAACGAUGUCGUGCCUGUGAUCCAGACUGCCCCGCCCACAAAACCUGCCUCCGCCGGAGGAGAGCUGCUGGAUUUACUGGGCGAUCUCUCGCUGCCAGGUGGGCCGGCCCCAGCCCCGGCUCCUGCCCCGCCCAUCUCCGUCUCCCAGCCUGCCUUCCUGCUGGACGGCCUCUCCUCGCAGCCUCUCUUUAACGACAUCGCUGCAGCUAUCCCACCGAUGACUGCGUACAAUAAGAACGGCCUGAAAAUAGAGUUCACGUUCGAAAGGUCAAACCCCAAUCCGAACAUAGCUGUUAUCACCAUUCACGCCUCCAACUCUACUGAGGCAGAGAUGACGGACUUCGUAUUCCAGGCUGCGGUACCAAAGACGUUCCAGCUGCAGCUCCUGUCUCCUAGCAGUAAUAUCAUCCCAGCUCUCAACCAGGGAACCGUCACACAGGUCAUCAAAGUGCUCAACCCCCAGAAGCAACAACUGCGAAUGAGGAUCAAGCUUACGUACAACCACAAAGGGUCUUCUGUGCAAGACCUGGCCGAGGUCAACAAUUUCCCCCCUCAGUCCUGGCAGUGAUGGUCUGCCCUCUCACUCGAAAAGACCCCGCCCUGACCCUCCUCCUCUCCCUCCCCCCUCUCAAGGGAACUAUGGGGAAGGUACCCCUACCCCCCUCCCCUCUGCUGGUCCCCUGUGACAUCACUGUAGACUGCUACACUGGGGUUGCACAGGGAAACAACGGAAUCUUUCUGACACAAAAUGAUGAUGCGAUGAUGACGACGAUGAUGAUGAUGAUGACGACGACGACAGUGACGAUGAUGAU
Megalops cyprinoides (Indo-Pacific tarpon) is the source of this 2809-nucleotide messenger RNA. Its product is annotated as AP-1 complex subunit gamma-1. Gene Ontology annotation, biological process: Golgi to vacuole transport; intracellular protein transport; receptor-mediated endocytosis. Gene Ontology annotation, molecular function: clathrin-cargo adaptor activity. NCBI's taxonomy places the organism in Eukaryota, Metazoa, Chordata, Actinopteri, Elopiformes, Megalopidae. The transcript has 24 exons. The record is from RefSeq and is a predicted model, not a curated record. Bases 91 to 2565 code for a protein of 824 amino acids. Gene Ontology annotation, cellular component: membrane coat; AP-1 adaptor complex; Golgi apparatus.